AUGACAUCGUUCUACGACGAGAUUGAGAUCGAGGAUAUGGAGUUCAAUGAGGACGAGGAGAUCUACACUUAUCCUUGCCCUUGUGGUGACAAGUUUGAAAUCAGCAUUGAUGACUUGCGAGAUGGAGAAGACAUUGCCCGUUGUCCUUCUUGCUCACUUAUCAUUCGUGUGAUUUACGAUCCAGACGAGUUUGCCGAUGAGGACGGCGACACAUAUCAGGUGGAUACCGCAGUAACGGUCGCCUAG
Messenger RNA from Lichtheimia ornata, 246 nucleotides. Its product is annotated as diphthamide biosynthesis protein 3. The record is from RefSeq and is a predicted model, not a curated record. Gene Ontology annotation, molecular function: metal ion binding. The transcript is spliced from 3 exons. Gene Ontology annotation, biological process: protein histidyl modification to diphthamide. NCBI's taxonomy places the organism in Eukaryota, Fungi, Mucoromycota, Mucoromycetes, Mucorales, Lichtheimiaceae. The coding region runs from base 1 to 246 and encodes 81 amino acids.